AUGAGGAUACCGAAUCGUUCUCCCCCGAUCCUAAGGAUCGCCAACGGCUCCUUUUACCGGCGCCACCCUAACACGCACACCACGCACCCGAACCCGCCCCUCUUCACAGACCUGAACCUCGAGCUGUCCUCCGCCACCGCCGCCGACAAGAACAAGAACCACUGGUGCAUCGUCGGCCCCUCGCUCUCGGGCAAGACGACGCUGCUGCAGGUCCUCCGCGGCCAGCACCUCGCGAUCCCGCCCACGGCGCGAACGUACCCGUACCUUUCCACCGAGGCCGUCUCGCCACGCCUGCGGAGUGCCAAUAGGGCGAUACAAUAUGUCGGCUUCGACGGUGACGGCGGGUUGGGCGGCGGGCAUACUACCAGUGCGUACCUCGCCGCGCGGUACGAGUCGAGGAGGGAGAAUACGGAUUUCUCGCUGCGGGAUUACUUGCUCGGCAACACGGAGCUGAAUCCGCUCGAUACCUUACCGGGGGAGGAGAACCUAAUGCCGCCGGAGCUCGUGGAGAGGGUCGUGAAGGACCUGAGGCUGGAGCCGCUGCUGGAUCUCCCCGUCGCGUUCCUGAGUAACGGCCAAGGACGGCGCGCGCGCAUCGCGAGGGCGCUGUUGGCCACGCCGGAGGUGCUGCUGCUGGAUGAGCCGUUCAUGGGGCUUGAUCCCCCGACCGUGGCCGGGUUGAGUCCCGUGUUGGAGGGGAUUGCGGAGCGGGCGAGUCCGAGGCUGGUGCUGAGUGCUCGGCCGCAGGAUGCGUUGCCCGACUGGAUUACGCAUUUGUUGUAUUUGCGUGGGGACUGUCAGGUUGGGUCGAUGGGGCCUAAGGAGGAGGUGUUGGAGGGGUUGAGGACGUAUGUGAGGGGCGUGUGGAAGGGUGGGUUGAAGGAGGAUGAGAGGUUGCCUGUGCAUUCGCUUGUGGAGAUGGGAAAGGUUUUGACUGCGAGGGGGGUGGAGGGGGAUGGGCUCUUCUCGGCUGGAGAGAAGGAUUCGCAUGCUGUCGAGUCUGCUUCUUCUUCUGCUGCUGAGGCGUCGUCCUCGACUGCUGGGGAGACGGCUGUGGGUGAACCGCUGAUUGAGAUGGACGGGUGUCAGGUGCGGUACGGGAACAAGAUCGCGCUGGGCAACUGGUCUCAGGAGACGCCGUCCGGGCCCAAGGACGGGCUGAUCUGGACUGUCCGGCGAGGGGAGCGAUGGGGCGUCUUUGGGCCGAACGGGUCUGGCAAGACGACCGUUGUGUCUCUCUUGUGCUCCGAUCACCCGCAGACAUACUCCCUCCCCAUCAAGCUGUUUGGCCGGAGCAGGCUACCCGAGCCCGGGUCUGGGCAGCGGCCUGUCACGUUCUGGGAUAUACAGUCACGGAUAGGGCACUCGAGUCCCGAGGUGCACCAGCACAUGCCCCGCGGCUUGACUGUUCGACAGGUGUUGGAGAAUGCCUGGGCGGAUACGUUCAAGGGUAUUCCUGUAUUGGAUGAUGAGGCACGGGGAAAGGUUGAGGCGACGUUGCGGUGGUUCACGCCGGAGUUGAACCCGGGAUAUCAAAAGGCUCCAUCGUCUUCUGUCACGGAUGACGGAGGUGACGUCUCUUGGUCGGAUAACUACCUCUUUGGCGGUCUCUCCUUCAGCGCCCAGCGCAUCGCGUUGCUCCUGCGCGCUGUGAUCAAGAAUGCCGACGUGGUGGUGCUCGACGAGGCAUUUAGCGGAAUGGACGAUGCUGUCAGAGACAAGUGUAUGCUCUUCCUCGCUAAAGGAGAAGAGAAGACGUAUAGCGGGGAGCGCAUCGUGGACAGUGAGGUAGCCAAGGCAGGCCAAGUGCGGGUCAGGGGGUUGAGUGAGAGGCAAGCGUUGAUCUGUAUCAGUCACAUCAAGGAGGAAGUGCCGGAUUGUGUGCGAGAGUGGAUUUGUUUGCCCGAGGCCAACGAAGGGUUGCCGGCGCGGUUUGGGCGGUUUGAUGGGCCUUUGAGGACGGAUGAGAAGCGGUGGAGGGCUCUUUGGGGUGUGUGA
Molecule: messenger RNA, 1998 nt
Organism: Colletotrichum costaricense
Lineage: Eukaryota; Fungi; Ascomycota; Sordariomycetes; Glomerellales; Glomerellaceae
Product: ABC transporter
Exons: 1
Coding region: 1-1998 (665 amino acids)
Cellular component (GO): mitochondrion
Molecular function (GO): ATP hydrolysis activity; ATP binding
Source: RefSeq, a predicted model, not a curated record